UGUUGUGACACAACUUGCUGCGUUGCAAGUUCAAACUGAGCCCAUUGUAAAUCUAGAUAUAGAUCAUUACCAACUGCUUCAUCAACGGCUUAUUGAACAUGAGGAGUCAGUAUAUGGCACAGCCAUGCAUGUCCAGGUUGAUGUUGAAGAAGUGAUGUACGUUGCAAAAGAAUUGUGGCAUGGGCGAAGUGCAAGGGAGCAGUCAACAACAGAUGUGGGGCGUGGAAUGUGGCGAUCUGUUAAUGAGUUAAUGCUUGUAAGGUAUGAUGUGGCUACUGUUUACGGGGGAGCAUUUAACAUUUAUGAUUUUCCUUCUGUAGGUGUGUAGAACUCAAAAAUGACAGUAUUUGUUUCCACUUGUUAAUGUUCUUCUCGCAACCCUUUUUAUGCAUGGAGAACUUUUUGUUUGGCUAAUCAUAUAUCUAUUCUUUAAGCAAAGGAAAAGAAUUAGCACCAUUGAGUAGCGUUGAUUCUGUGGGAAUGGAAGACCUGACCAGAGUAUUCAAGCUUCUCUUUCUCACUGGAUUCGUUUUUCACUGCACUCUGUUCAUUAUUUCUUUUCAGAUGGGACCAGGCAAAGCCAGCAUCUGUAACAAAUUUAAUUCUUUUAAAAUUUAAAGAGGCAGAUGAACAUGAGUUGAGGACACUUGAUGAUAUCAGGGAAAAGGAACCGGAAUUUUUUACCAGGGUAACGUCAGUAUUGAAGCGAGCUGAACUAGAGUUUGCCUCCUAAGUUCCAUACUUCUCCAUGCAAAAUUUAAGAUAGAACAUUGUGAUUGAGGACCAUGAUGUCACUAAUCCAGGCACACGACCUUGGUUUUUGGUGAAAGGAACCAGAAGAAAGGGACAGGAGCACUUUCUGUGGACUAAUUUUUAUGAUAGAGAUUUGCUGGUCCAUUGGGUAAUGUUAAAUUUAGCAUUUGCACUUCCAAAAAACAGCCAGCAAUGUGGUUGUAGCAUUUUUAUUUUUGCUACCAUUUUGAGGGCUUGUAUAUUUUGUUUAUACCAUGCUGAGCAAUUUUGAAGAAUAGGAUAUGUGGACACAAUGUAGAAGAGAUAACUGAAUUGAAUCGUUUAGGAGGCUGAGUUUCUUGUUCUUGUAGUUCUAAAUUCAUGAAGAUAAAGAAAAGCACAUGUGAAUGUGCUGGCCCGAUGAAUAGACUGAGGAUUCUUUCCAUUUCGAGUUGCAUUCCUAUUCCUUUGGAUAACCUUGUGAAUAUUCUUCUUAAGGAAGUCCUUGAUGAGGGGAUGAACCAUUUGGUCCUCGUUACAUAUCGCCUCUCCAUUUCUACCAUUUUCUUGGCUCCUGUUGCUUACUUUUGUGAGAGGAAUAGCAGACCUAAGCUCACAUUUCAUGUCUUAUGUUAUCUCUUCUGCGGUGCCAUUGUUGGGACGUCCCUUACGCAGUUCUUGUUUCUUCUUGGAAUCCAAUACACAUCUGCUACAUUUGCUUGCGCCUUUCUCAACAUGGUGCCUGUCACCACAUUUGUAAUGGCUUUACCAUUCAGGAUAGAGAGAGCAAGCCUAAGAUGCAGUAGUGGGAGAGCCAAGAUAGGUGGUUCACUGAUAUGUGUUGGGGGUGCCCUGCUGUUGAUCUUCCAUAGAGGAAUGCCUUUGUUUAAGCAUUCAGGGACAGAUGAAACGAGACCUGGCAUGGAGCUCAAUUUGGGCAGGAGGACAACAGAGAGGUGGACCCUUGGUUCCAUGGCCUUGACUGCAGGAGUUCUAUUGUGGUCUUCAUGGUUUUUCAUUCAACUAAAUGUGGGCAGAAGAUAUCCUUGCCAAUACUCCAGCACUGCAAUCAUGACUUUCUUUGGAACAAUUCAGUCAGCUCUCUUAAGUUUGUUCUCAGGCAGGAACCUUUCUAUGUGGGUUCUCAAGGGAAAGAUGGAAAUCAUCACUAUCCUUUAUGCUGGAAUGGUAGGAUCAGGCCUGUGCUUUGUGGGAAUGGCAUGGUGUGUGAAGGAAAAGGGUCCUGUGUUCACUGCAGCAUUCAGCCCCUUUGUGCAGAUACUAUCAGCAAUGUUUGAUAUCCUAAUUCUGCAUGAACAACUCCAUCUUGGGAGCUUGUUGGGUUCAAUCAUUGUGAUCAUUGGUCUUUAUAUUCUUCUCUGGGGUAAGAACAAAGAGUUGCAGAACCGGUUUGGCAAAAUGGGUCAUCCGAUCACCGGCGAGGCCGGACGUGGCAGAAGGAAGUCAAUAUUCAGAGGUCACCCCCGCUUUGUAGGAGUGAGGCAGAGGCCGUCGGGUAGAUUGGGGCAGAGAUCAAGGAUUCCUUACAGAAGGUCAGGCUCUGGCUCGGAACGUUUGACACGGCUGAGGAUGCUGCCCGUGUCUCCGAUCACAGGUCCUUUGCGAGGAGCCAAUGCCUGCACCAACUUUGACCAACCGGCAUCGUCUUCAAAAUUUCAAAUCGUAUGCUGCAGGUAGGGAGAGAAGCCUUAGAAAUGUCACAAUUAUUUUGCAAAACAUUAAAAUCUUGUAAUCGUGAUAUUUAUUUGCUUGUUUGAUCUCUUAUUAACUAACAUCAUUAAUGAAUCAUGCAUUUUCGA
Messenger RNA from Rubroshorea leprosula, 2552 nucleotides. NCBI's taxonomy places the organism in Eukaryota, Viridiplantae, Streptophyta, Magnoliopsida, Malvales, Dipterocarpaceae. The record is from the annotation of a GenBank genome assembly.